Molecule: messenger RNA, 1269 nt
Organism: Papilio xuthus (Asian swallowtail)
Lineage: Eukaryota; Metazoa; Arthropoda; Insecta; Lepidoptera; Papilionidae
Source: RefSeq, a predicted model, not a curated record
UGUCAAACUCAAACUAUUUGACUUUGACAGUUAACAUAUUUGUACACUCGGCUGUGCUUCUGCUUUGCACUUUCUAUUGCGUUUAGUGAAUAAAACAAAAAUCAUGGCAACCGAAGUAGAAGAAACGAUUAAAAGGAUUCAAGCUCAUAAAGGUGUCAUGGGAGUGAUCAUUGUGAAUCACGAAGGCAUACCCAUUAAAAGCUCUUUGGACAAUGCUACAUCAGUAUUAUAUUCUGGUUUAAUUGGUCAGUUAACAGAGAAAGCUAAGAAUGUUGUACGAGAAAUGGAUUCAACAAAUGAAUUAACAUUCCUCCGAGUCAGAAGCAGAAGGCAUGAGAUAUUGAUUGCUCCUGAUCGGGAAUUCAUUCUGAUUGUUAUACAAAAUACAGCAGACUAGUCAUAUGUACUACAUAAACCAACAUACUUAUCAAAAUCUAUGAGUAUGAAACUAAUUUACGAUAGUUUUGAGCACCACCUUUUAAAGUAAAAGUGUUUGUCAAGCUGUAACUGUCUGGUCUGGAGUCAUUGUCUUUACCUAUGAAGGUUUUACAAGAUUUCUGACAAAUUAAUCACAAUAAUUGCACCCUCUUUUGCGGAGUGAGAAAAGUUUGCUAGACUAUAAUUUGAUAUUCAGUUCUUUCCCUGCACAGAUUAAAUAAUUAUAUGUCAAAUGCCAGUUAUUAAUAAGGCAUAUCUCUUUAGAAAUGAAGCAAUCAAUUUUUAUAAUUCUUUAAAUUCAGAGGAGUGAGGAGAGAUUAUGAAUGUUUUUGUUAAAACCAAAUGGCUUAUUCACUAUUGUCUCUUUUUUAGUAGUAAAUAAUAUUGUCAAUCUGGUAACACUAUAACACCAAUAGCAACAAACGAAAUAAAUUAUUUUAAGACAAUACUUUAAAAGGAUAAGGUUAAUUGAUGUAAAAAAGCCUUUGCGAUUUUUUAUGCUACUGAAAAAGCUUCACAAGUAUAUCUAAUAUUUUGCGUUUUUUUAUUUAUAGGCAUAUAUUUGUUCUAAAAACGGUAUGAUGAUUUAUUUACGUUUAUUUAUAGGACUAAAGUAGGCUUUUAACUAUAUUAGUGUGUAAGAAAAGGUAUUGUUAUAUGUUUAACAGAUAUAUACUUCGCGCAUCUAUUUUGGUAUAUAUUAAAAUAAUAACUAGCUUGACACUUCAAAAUAUUUCUUAUAUACUAAUUUAAAUUGUCAAAAUGCUAUUAAUAUGAUUUCUGAUAUGUGAUUAAUUUUCAUGCAGUUAAAGAAUUGCUUUCAAUUUUUUU